This is a messenger RNA of Eucalyptus grandis, 1981 nucleotides long. Its product is annotated as protein DETOXIFICATION 29. Gene Ontology annotation, cellular component: vacuolar membrane. The record is from RefSeq and is a predicted model, not a curated record. Gene Ontology annotation, molecular function: xenobiotic transmembrane transporter activity; antiporter activity. NCBI's taxonomy places the organism in Eukaryota, Viridiplantae, Streptophyta, Magnoliopsida, Myrtales, Myrtaceae. The transcript has 8 exons. Gene Ontology annotation, biological process: xenobiotic detoxification by transmembrane export across the plasma membrane. The coding region runs from base 107 to 1726 and encodes 539 amino acids.
CUUUAUAUAGUGAUAAUCUCUCUCUCUCUCUCUCUCUCUCUCUCUCUCUCUCUCGCGGCAGCUGAAUCAGCGACAACACUAAGAUUGCUACUGCUGCUGCUGAAUCAUGGAGAACGGUAAGCAGCCACUCCUCUCGCCAGCCGAGACGGUGGACCAAGCUGAUCAUUAUGUCGGCGGCAGCGGUGGCGGUGGCGGCGGCAACCAUGCCCGUGACCAGCAGGUGAUCAUUGCGCACCAGCCGCCCUCAACCACUGUCAACGACGCCUUCACCUUCACACCACAGGCCGACGACAUUCCCCCGAUCAAGGGGCCCUGCGACUUCCUCCGGGAGUUUGCCAGGGAGUCCAAGAAGCUGUGGUUCCUUGCUGGCCCAGCCAUCUUCACCUCCCUCUGCCGGUACUCCCUUGGUGCCAUCACCCAGGUCUUCGCUGGCCACGUCGGCACCCUCGAGCUCGCCGCCGUCUCUGUCGAGAACUCUGUCAUCGCCGGCUUCUCCAUGGGUAUCAUGCUUGGGAUGGGAAGCGCGCUAGAGACGCUGUGCGGGCAGGCUUACGGGGCGGGGCAGUUGGACAUGAUGGGCAUAUACCUGCAGCGCUCCUGGGUCAUCCUCAACACGACGGCAGUAGCGCUGUGCUUCUUGUACAUCUUUGCGGCGAAGCUCCUGCGGCUUAUAGGGCAGACGGAGGCGAUCUCGGAGGAGGCUGGGAUGUUCGCGAUCUGGAUGAUCCCGCAGCUGUUCAUGUACGCGAUGAACUUUCCAAUCGCCAAGUUCCUGCAGGCGCAGAGCAAGAUCAUGGUGAUGGCGGUCGUCGCCGGGGUGGUGCUGGUGCUCCACACCGUGUUCAGUUGGCUGCUGAUGCUGAAGCUCGGGUGGGGGCUCGUCGGGGCCGCCGUCGUGCUCGACGCCUCGUGGGUGGUCAUCGUGGCAGCCCUGCUCGCCUACAUAUUCAGCGGCACGUGCGGGAGGGCGUGGACGGGGUUCUCCUGGAAGGCAUUCGAGAACCUGUGGGGGUUCGUGAGGCUGUCCCUCGCUUCGGCCGUCAUGCUCUGCUUGGAGGUUUGGUAUUACAUGGCGCUCAUUCUCUUCGCGGGUUACUUGAAGAAUGCGGAGGUUUCGGUGGACGCCUUGUCCAUCUGCAUGAACAUACUGGGAUGGACACUCAUGGCGGCUCUUGGAAUGAAUGCAGCCAUAAGUGUGAGGGUGUCAAAUGAACUCGGAGCAGCUCAUCCAAGAACAGCAAAGUUCUCGCUCAUAGUGGCAGUGAUCUCCUCGUUCAUGGUUGGUCUGGUCUUGUCGGCGAUCUUGCUUGCCACUCAGGACGUAUAUCCAUCCCUAUUCUCCAGCGACUCAUCCGUCCAGGCUCUGGUCAAGGAGCUCACGCCAGUGCUGGCCUUGUGCAUCGUCAUCAAUAACUUCCAACCAGUGCUCUCGGGCGUGGCCGUUGGAGCUGGAUGGCAAGCCGCAGUCGCAUAUGUGAACAUUGCUUGCUAUUAUCUGUUUGGAGUUCCCCUGGGUCUGAUCUUUGGCUUUAAGCUAGACUGGGGUGUCAAGGGGAUCUGGUGCGGAAUGUUGAUGGGUACAGUAGUGCAAACAUGUGUGCUCGUCUUCAUGGUUUAUAGGACGAACUGGAACAAAGAGGCUUCUAUUGCUGAAGAAAGAAUAAAAAGAUGGAGAGGUCCUUCUGAAGACCAGCGACUCGCAGCAGCGAACGACUUAGAGAAAUGAAACGGAGCCCAAUAACUCACCAGGAACGAAAGAAUUUUGGCGGAGAUGACCCUCAUUGUAGCCAGUCGUAAUUUGACCAGGCAACUCAUGAGAUGCGAGUAUCCAUCGCCGGAUUCAUUUGCUGUUCAACAAAUUAUGACGGCUUUUCGAGAUUUGAUUGGCCCCCAAAUUUCAAGAGAAACCUCGGUCGCACGAGUUAUUUAGUCAUUCUGAGUCCAUUGCAAUAUUUAACAAGCCAUUUUAUGUUUUUUUUCA